AUGAUGUAUGGAUCGGAAAGUUGGGUAUCACUGGACAAGCAUAUGAGCAGGGUAACAGCGGCAGAGAUGAGGUACCUGAGGAGAAUUGUAGGCAAGAGUAGGAGGGACCGAGUACGGAAUGAGACAGUCAGAGGGGAGCUGGGAGUGAAGCCUGCAAGAGAUAAAAUAGAGGAAAAACAGCUCAGAUGGCUAGGGCACGCAGGAAGAGCAGGGGAGGAAAGCCAAAUUAAGAAAUUUUUCGAGGCCAAACCUGAAGGGAGAAGGCCCAGAGGCAGACCUAGAGUGGGCUAUAAGGAAUAUAUGGAGAGACUGGGUAUGGCAAGGGGAAAGCGAUGGCAGGAAAUGAGGAAUAUGUGGGAGGACCGAGUGGUGUGGAGGAGAUGGACCGAGGCUUAA
Molecule: messenger RNA, 396 nt
Organism: Nilaparvata lugens (brown planthopper)
Lineage: Eukaryota; Metazoa; Arthropoda; Insecta; Hemiptera; Delphacidae
Exons: 1
Coding region: 1-396 (131 amino acids)
Source: RefSeq, a predicted model, not a curated record